AGCCGGGGCGGGCGGGAAGAUGGGGGGCCCCAGGCCGGGACCCGCGCAGCUGCUGGAGGCGCUGCGGUUUGCGCCCAGCCCCUGCGAGUAGCUAGCUCCACGGUUGGAAAGGUCUCUCCCCGGUAUCCGAGGGUGAAAACUAAAACGCGCUGGGUGCCAUCCCCGAGUCGGAGAGGCGAAAUAACACGUGCACAGGACCGUCCUGAGGCUCUGGGUCAGCGCCGCGCCGCCAGAAAGGGCAGGGUAGCUCGGAGACGUGCCCUGCAGGGGCCGGGCCAGCCUGGGUGGGUCUCUCUUGUCGAAUUGCUAAAGACAAAUGGUAAAGCUAAAAGGCAAGAAAAGCAACUGUCCUGGAUAGAGAAUUAGAUAAGUUUGGAUUAAAUAACCAAGAAAGAAAAACAGUUUUCCUUUUCUCAACCAAUUAAUUUGUUUGUCUCCCAUCUUUAAAAGCAUGCUGAUCCCAUUUUCAAAGAACUGCUUACAGUUAUUUUGUAACUUCAAGGUCCCAGCAACUGGCUUUAAAAACACAGUAAAAAGAGGGCUCAUUUUACAGUCAGUUUCCAAUGAUGUUUACCAAAAUCUGGCUCUGGAAGACUGGAUCCAUGACCAUGUGAACCUAGAAAGCAAGCCGAUCCUGUUAUUUUGGAGAAAUUCCCCCUCUGUUGUAAUUGGUAGGCAUCAAAAUCCUUGGCAGGAAUGUAACCUGAAUCUGAUGAGAGAAAAAGGUGUAAAACUGGCUCGGAGAAAAAGUGGAGGAGGCACAGUUUACCAUGAUAUGGGCAAUAUCAAUUUGACUUUUUUUACAGCCAAAAAAAUGUACAAUAGGAUGGAAAAUCUAAAGUUAGUUGUGAGAGCUCUGAACGCUGUCCAACCCCAGCUGGAUGUGCAGCCUACCAAAAGGUUUGACCUUUUACUUGACGGACAGUUUAAAAUCUCAGGAACAGCUUCUAAGAUUGGCCGGACGACUGCUUAUCACCAUUGCACUUUGUUAUAUAGUAUUGAUGAGACCCUCUUGUCGUCUUUGCUCAAGAGCCCUUACCAAGGGAUCAAGAGCAAUGCAACUGCUAGCAUACCUUCCGUAGUAAAAAGUCUGUUGGAAAAAGACCCCACUCUGACCUGUGAAAUACUGACAGAUGCUAUUGCGGCAGAGUAUGCUGCUUGUCAUCACAUUGAGAAUCACAUCAACUUGAUAAACCCAGCAGAUGAGACACGGUUUCCUGGAAUAAAUAGCAAAGCCAAAGAACUACAAACUUGGGAAUGGAUCUACGGCACAACUCCGAAGUUCAGUGUAAUAACUUCCUUUAAUGUGUUACAUGAACAGUCACUCUUGGAAAUUAAAGUACUCAUAGAUGUAAAGAAGGGGAGAAUUGAAAUCUGUAACAUUGAAGCCCCUGAUCAUUGGUUGCCACGGAAAAUAUGUGACAAAUUAAAUUCAACUUUUAUUGGCAGUAAGUUCUGCCCAGUUGAAACUACUAUGCUAACAAAUGUCUUACAUGAAACAUGUCCGGAAGACGAUGAAGUACACAGUAAAUGGAAUAUUGUCUGUGAAAAACUUAAGGGAAUAAUGUGAUUGCAAGUAAAGUUAAUAUUGGCAGGUUCAGUGAGAAAAUAAAAAUUUUUAAUGUGCA
This is a messenger RNA of Myotis myotis, 1628 nucleotides long. RefSeq names its product lipoyltransferase 1 (gene LIPT1). Lineage: Eukaryota; Metazoa; Chordata; Mammalia; Chiroptera; Vespertilionidae. Gene Ontology annotation, molecular function: lipoyltransferase activity. Gene Ontology annotation, biological process: protein lipoylation. The record is from RefSeq and is a predicted model, not a curated record. Gene Ontology annotation, cellular component: cytoplasm; mitochondrion. The transcript has 2 exons. The coding region runs from base 452 to 1570 and encodes 372 amino acids.